GAUUAGAGUCCUUUCAGUGACGAAUUUAACCACUAACACAACCGAAUAUGGUUUAUGAGUUACUUGAGCGAAAGAACCAAUAUAAAGUUUAUUUAUUAGUAAUACAUACAAUUAGUUUCAUAUUGAGUAAGAUCAAGAUGCCUAAGCCACAGUGCACCCAAAAGUUUCGUGAUUGUUGGUUACGUGACCCAGUUUUAAAGGAUUGGUUGCAAAUAGUCGAAAGCACUGGUGGUCCAGUUGCUAAGUGCAAAUUAUGUGGUAUAUUAUUAAAGAGUCAUUAUUAAUAAUAAUUGAAUAAUUUACCCUGUCUCUACCUACGACGCGGCGCUAAAGAGGGGGAGAAAACAUCCCACGAUCUGACUGCACUGAUUCGGCUUUGGGUUAUCUAGUGAAAUUCUGGUGGUUUGAAAGACCGCUCAGUUUUAGUGGUUUCUGGUGGUUUGCACGGCCGCAUUUGGUGGGCUGGUAAAAAUAAAGUUGGCAACACUGUCUGCCGGCUUAGCUGUCAAAUUCACGUCAAGUUCACCGAAAAUUAUCUUUUCACUUUUCAUUAGAAUUUUCCGCGAAAAUGUCGUUCAAGGUGGUUGUGAGGAGUUUCAGGACACUCAGCUAUGUGGGCAGUUACAGGAAACUUAGAAAUCGUCCGUACAAAUUAUACUGUGCUGCAUUGUUGGGCACAGGCUAUGUUGCAUACAGCCAACAUAAACAAAAUGUAGCUUCAGCAAGGGAAAUAGCCCAGUUUGACAAGUAUAUGGCUGAACCUAUAACAUCAAUGGAAAUAUUGGAAAAAAAUAAGGAUGACAUGAAGACACAGAUGGAACUACUCAUUAUGAGGAUACAGUCGGAAUUCUGCAAAGCCUUAGAAAGUGAAGAAGAUAAGGCAUGGGAGAAUGACGAUCAAGAUGAAUUAGAAUUUGAUAAUAAUGAUUUAAUUGUGGUGACUCCGGAAGCUAAAUUCAAAGUAGAUCGGUGGACGCGCAAGUCUGGUGGCGGGGGGAUAACGUGCGUUCUGCAAGAUGGCCGCGUAUUCGAGAAGGCAGGCGUCAAUAUAUCCGUCGUGCAUGGGAAAUUACCGCCAGCAGCUGUACAACAGAUGCGCAGCAGGGGUAAAAAUUUGGAAAACGCCGAGCUGCCAUUCUUCGCUGCGGGAGUAAGUGCUGUGAUCCACCCGCGCAACCCUAUGGUGCCCACUGUACACUUCAACUACAGAUAUUUCGAAGUUACUGAUAAAAAUGGGGUUCAAUGGUGGUUCGGCGGUGGCACUGAUCUUACUCCGUAUUACCUAGAUGAAGCAGACGCUCUUCACUUCCAUAUGACCUUAAAACACGCCUGUGAUGAACAUGACGCGUCAUAUUAUCAGAGGUUCAAAAAAUGGUGUGAUGAUUAUUUUACAAUAACUCAUCGCGGAGAGAAACGUGGUAUCGGUGGCAUAUUCUUCGAUGAUAUGGAUUAUCCCGAUAGAGAAUCCGCAUUCAAAUUCGUCACAUCAUGUGCCGAAGCUGUCAUCCCAAGCUAUCUUCCUAUUGUCAAGAAACACAAGGACGACGCUUACGGCUACAAGGAGCGGCAAUGGCAGCUGCUCCGUCGCGGCCGCUACGUGGAGUUCAACUUGAUCUACGACAGGGGAACCAAGUUCGGCCUCAACACGCCCGAGGCGCGAUAUGAGUCCAUACUCAUGUCGCUGCCUUUAACUGCUAAAUGGGAAUAUAUGCACGAGCCGAAACCCAAUUCUGCUGAAGGUAAUCUAAUAAAAGUCCUGAAAAAUCCUCGAGACUGGCUCAGUUUGGAGAAGACAGCGAGCGCGAGCAGCCCAAAAGCUACAGUUACGAGCCGUUCUUCUGCUUAAAAUUCACAUUUUAUUCACAACUCGCGGUUUUAAAAAAGGACUUGGUAAUUGCCAUCGGGGAAAAUAAAAUCAUCGUGUAAUUUAAGACUGUUUUGUAAAAAAAUAUUUCGAUUUUUUUAUACAUUGUUAUGUACUUAUUAAAAAAAUAAAGUAUUUUCUUUAGCA
Pectinophora gossypiella (pink bollworm) is the source of this 2011-nucleotide messenger RNA. It is a transcript of the gene Coprox, whose product is annotated as oxygen-dependent coproporphyrinogen-III oxidase. Gene Ontology annotation, molecular function: coproporphyrinogen oxidase activity. The record is from RefSeq and is a predicted model, not a curated record. The transcript is spliced from 9 exons. Gene Ontology annotation, cellular component: mitochondrial intermembrane space; cytoplasm. NCBI's taxonomy places the organism in Eukaryota, Metazoa, Arthropoda, Insecta, Lepidoptera, Gelechiidae. The coding region runs from base 569 to 1846 and encodes 425 amino acids.